AUGACUUCUGGCCGGCCAUUGCUUUCAUCUCUGGAUAAUUCUUCUGUCUCGGGGCAGCCAUUGCUUCAUCAUUCUGGUAGUUUGGGUACUUUGGGGGUUUCUCGCCCAGCUGAUUCUGUCAAUACUUCUAUCCUCCAUCUUGCUCGAGGCGAGCCAUUUGAGGUAGAUUGUUUGGAAAAGGACAAAGGGAGGGUUCACUUUGUUGGUGAUAAUAGCUUCCGAAGCGCGAAUCCAGUUGGAGAAAGUUUCGAUUCAGUAGUGACUACAAAGAGGCUCCAAUCUCUCGACUCUGAGUUCUUUGAGGAAGUUUCAUUGGAAUGCUCCACACAACUGAGCAAACACCUCGUAUCGUGGGGUGCAACUGCCAAGGAAAUGCUGCAUAACGACAAUAAUGCAACCUUUUCAACUAGCUUUGAGAUUUCUAGGGAUUCUGGUAACUUGGGCAAGCCUAAGAGGAGGAGCCGCCCGAAAAGUUUGCAGCUUGACGAGGAUGUGUUGCGGGAAGAAGAUGCUCGGUUCAUCUACAUUAAUGAUCCGAGGAGAACCAAUGACCAGUAUGAAUUUACAGGCAAUGAGAUUCGAACCAGCAAGUAUACCUUGAUUACCUUCUUGCCAAAGAAUAUUUUUAUUCAGUUCCAUCGGGUUGCUUAUUUGUAUUUUCUGGCCAUUGCUGCUCUCAACCAGCUUCCUCCUCUAGCAGUUUUUGGGAGAACAGUGUCCCUUUUUCCUCUCUUGUUUGUACUUUGUGUCACUGCGAUUAAAGAUGGAUACGAGGAUUGGAGAAGGCAUAGAUCAGAUCGCAAUGAGAAUAAUCGAGAGGCUCUAAUUUUUCAAUCUGGCCAACUUAGAUCGAAGAAAUGGAAACAUAUACGAGUCGGUGAAGUUAUGAAGAUCAGUGCUAAUGAGACAAUUCCUUGUGACAUGGUUUUGUUAGGGACCAGUGAUCCUAGUGGCGUUGCUUACAUACAAACAAUGAAUUUGGAUGGCGAGUCAAACUUGAAGACGAGGUAUGCUAGGCAGGAAACAUCUUUAGCAGUCUUUGAAGGGCGUGCAAUUUCAGGGCUCAUAAGAUGUGAGCAACCCAAUAGGAAUAUUUACGAGUUCACAGCCAACAUGGAGUUCAAUGGGCAAAAGUAUUCCCUGAGCCAAUCUAACAUUGUUUUGCGUGGCUGUCAGCUGAAGAACACUGGUUGGAUAAUUGGUGUUGUGGUGUAUGCUGGCCAGGAAACAAAAGCAAUGUUGAAUAGUGCAGCUUCUCCUUCCAAAAGAAGCAGACUGGAAAAUUACAUGAACCGGGAGACUCUAUGGUUGUCUAUUUUUCUGUUCAUAAUGUGUCUGGUUGUUGCCACAGGAAUGGGUCUUUGGCUUGCACAAUAUGAGAACCAGCUUGAUUACUUGCCUUAUUACAGAAAGAGAUACUUCACGCUGGGGAAGGAUUAUCGGAAAGAAUACAAAUUUUAUGGGAUUCCUAUGGAGAUUUUUUUCUCAUUUUUGAGCUCUAUCAUAGUCUUUCAGAUAAUGAUUCCCAUAUCUCUGUAUAUUACAAUGGAGCUGGUUCGUAUAGGGCAGUCUUAUUUCAUGAUUGGGGACAGUCACAUGUAUGAUAGUAUCUCUGGCUCGAGGUUUCAGUGCAGAUCUUUGAAUAUAAAUGAGGAUUUGGGUCAGAUACGCUAUGUUUUUUCAGACAAGACAGGGACACUUACUGAGAACAAAAUGGAAUUUCGAAGAGCAAGUGUAAACGGGAAAAAUUAUGGAGGCUCCUUGCUAACUGCUGAUCCAUUGCAGACAGAGAGCAUUUCAGCUGCAACUACAAAUAGGAGAUGGAAACUUAAAUCUACGAUUGCUGUUGAUUCUGAACUCUUGGAAUUGUUGCACAAAGACUUAGUUGGAGAUGAAAGGAUUGUUGCACAUGAUUUUUUCCUUGCGCUAGCUGCAUGUAACACUGUGAUCCCAAUUCGUACUUGUGAUGGGUUUUCUAGUUGCACAGACAGUCAAUUUUUUGAGGAUGCAGAUACUAUGGACUAUCAGGGUGAAUCCCCUGAUGAGCAAGCAUUAGUUUCUGCAGCCUCUGCUUAUGGUUAUACUCUUUUCGAGCGUACAUCUGGACAUAUAGUAAUUGAUGUCAAUGGUGAGAAAUUAAGGUUUGGUGUCUUGGGCAUGCAUGAAUUCGAUAGUGUGCGGAAACGAAUGUCUGUUGUAAUUAGAUUUCCUAACAAUGCUGUAAAGGUGCUGGUCAAAGGUGCUGAUAAUUCAAUGCUGAGUAUUUUAGCAAAAGACUCAGGAAGGGAUGAUCAUGCAAGGCGUGCAGCAACAGAGAGUCAUUUGACUGAAUAUUCAUCACAAGGUUUACGCACACUUGUGAUUGCUGCAAGGGAUCUUACAGAGGAAGAACUUGAGCUAUGGCAAUGCAGGUUUGAUGAUGCAAGCACUUCUUUGACUGAUAGAGCAGCAAAGCUACGUCAAACAGCAGCUCUCAUAGAGUGCGACUUGACAUUACUUGGUGCAACAGCAAUUGAAGACAGGCUACAAGAAGGUGUGCCAGAAACCAUUGAAUCCCUCCGGCAAGCAGGGAUCAAGGUCUGGGUUCUGACCGGUGAUAAGCAAGAGACGGCAAUAUCUAUUGGCCUGUCUUGCAAACUCUUGACAAAAGAUAUGGAGCAAAUUAUUGUAAAUGGCAAUUCAGAGAAUGAAUGCAGAAAACUUUUGGCUGAUGCUAAGGCCAAGUGUUGUUUAAAAUCAUCAAGCAAAGGAAGCCAAUAUUUGAAAUGCAAUGAGAAUGCUGAAAUGGACUACCUUGAGAGGCCAGAGAAGGAGGAAGUGCCACUAGCUCUCAUAAUUGACGGGAACAGUUUAGUAUACAUUUUGGAGAAAGAACUAGAGUCAGAGCUUUAUGACAUUGCAACUUAUUGUAAGGUUGUGGUUUGCUGUCGUGUUGCACCACUACAGAAGGCAGGGAUUGUUGAUCUAAUCAAGAGCCGGACUGAUGAUAUGACAUUGGCUAUUGGUGAUGGAGCUAAUGAUGUUUCAAUGAUCCAAAUGGCGGAUGUUGGUGUCGGAAUAUGUGGUCAGGAAGGGCGUCAAGCAGUUAUGGCAUCAGAUUUUGCUAUGGGACAGUUUCGAUUUCUUAAAAGAUUACUUUUGGUACAUGGACACUGGAAUUAUCAACGCAUUGGUUAUUUGGUUCUCUACAACUUCUACCGCAAUGCUGUUUUUGUAUUGAUGCUAUUCUGGUAUAUAUUGUUCACAGCUUUUUCAACAACUUCAGCAUUGACUGAUUGGAGCAGUGUUCUUUAUUCUGUUGUUUAUACUUCUGUGCCUACUAUUGUUGUUGGUAUUCUGGACAAGGAUUUAAGCCAUCGGACACUGUUACAGUAUCCGAAACUUUACGGUGUUGGGUAUAGGCACGAGGCUUACAAUAUACAUCUAUUCUGGAUCACGAUGGCUGAUACACUAUGGCAGAGUCUUGUUCUCUUUGGCGUACCCCUUGUCACUUAUAAGGAGAGCACAAUUGAUAUAUGGAGCAUUGGCAAUCUGUGGACAGUAGCAGUUGUUAUCCUUGUCAAUAUACACCUGGCAAUGGAUAUUCAACGCUGGGUUCUUAUUACUCAUGUUGCUGUUUGGGGAUCAGUGAUCAUCGCAUUUGCUUGUGUGGUAGUAUUGGAUUCUAUACCUAUCUUCCCUAAUUACGGUCUUACAUCAUCUGGAGUCAUUGUCAAGUACUUGGAGACUCUCCACCAUCCAAAGUUGAAAAUGCCCUGUAUGCUAGCUAGCAUUGCUCAUGUCCAUGCACGCUGCUUGAGGAAAAUGGAUAUUGAUUAG
Molecule: messenger RNA, 3819 nt
Organism: Dovyalis caffra
Lineage: Eukaryota; Viridiplantae; Streptophyta; Magnoliopsida; Malpighiales; Salicaceae
Source: the annotation of a GenBank genome assembly